Molecule: messenger RNA, 714 nt
Organism: Mycotypha africana
Lineage: Eukaryota; Fungi; Mucoromycota; Mucoromycetes; Mucorales; Mycotyphaceae
Product: SCP2 sterol-binding domain-containing protein
Exons: 1
Coding region: 148-537 (129 amino acids)
Cellular component (GO): cytosol
Source: RefSeq, a predicted model, not a curated record
GCCGUUUUUAGUUUGAUCAAGCUGACAAAAAUAUUUUGUGUUCUCUACAAUAUAUAAAUUCACUGACGAUUCAUUAGCCCCUUUGUUUAUAUUUUUCUUUUAGUUUUAUUUUAAACGAAAAAAAAUCCUCCCAUCCACUCAAAUAAUAUGUCUGAUAUCGUCGUUCCUGGAUUCAAGAGUUCUGAACUUAUUGAUGCGUUAAAUAGAGCCUUUGAAAACUUCACUCCUGAAGAAAAAGCCAAGCUUAUCAAGCAAGUUAACGGUGUUUUCCAAUUCGUAAUCAAGAAUGACGAAGGAAAGGAAGAAAUUUUCACAGUUGAUGUCAAGAAGGAAGGCAAGGUGACUCGGGGUAAAGGAAGUGCUAAGGCUGAUGCUAUCUUAUCCUUGAAGGACAAUGACUUUGUUGAUUUGGCUACUGGUAAACUGAAUGGACAAAAGGCAUAUAUGAGUGGUAAGCUCAAGAUUAAGGGACAAAUUAUGCUUGCUAUGAAGCUGGAUAACGUCUUCAAGAGCAUCAACCCUACUGCCAAGCUUUAAACCUUGCAGGCUCAAGCACAUCAAUAUACACUUUAUAUCAUUUCACCCAUUACUCCCGACCUCUGAUUGAUAUUCAAUGCAAGAAAAAAAGGGGUUUGCUACUCAUCUCAUCUUGACAUUAAUUGAUUGACACCAUCAAUUUUUAAGGUUAAUAAACCGCUAUGCUACUUAUACAAU